Molecule: messenger RNA, 1727 nt
Organism: Manduca sexta (tobacco hornworm)
Lineage: Eukaryota; Metazoa; Arthropoda; Insecta; Lepidoptera; Sphingidae
Source: RefSeq, a predicted model, not a curated record
AGCAAUAAAACAGGAAAUGUCGAGUUUUAGAGAAGCAAUGGAUUUCUUCAAUAGACAGUAUGAAGACCUCAAGAGCAUAGUGGAAGAAAAAUCUACUGUUAUAUGCAAACUCGAAACCGAUAAUGCCUUGCUUCAAUCCACAGUUACAGAUCUGUCCAAUCGACUAUGUGCAGUGGAGCAACACAUGAGGGGAUCUAAUUUGGAAAUUAAUGGAAUUCCAGAGCAUCGCACUGAAAAUCUAGUUAAUACCGUGAUACAACUAUCUAGAUCCAUUGACAACCCAGUGAGUGAAGACGAUAUUCUUCAUACUACACGUGUAGCAAAACUUAUGAAGCAGAAUGACAAGCCUCGCACUGUUAUAGUUAAAAUGCGCAGUCCACGUCUUCGAGACUCCAUACUUGCCGCAGUAGUUAGGUUCAACAAGAAGAACGCGACUGACAAGUUGAACUCACAUCACUUAGGACUAGCUGGAACUAUAACACCGGUUUUCGUUGCUGAACAUUUGACUCCCAACAAUGAAGCGCUGCACGCUGCCACGCGUAAAAAAUGCAAAGAUGUGAACUUCAAAUUCGUUUGGGUCCGCAACGGACGUAUUUAUGUUCGAAAGGAUGAGUCAUGUAGUGCAAUUACUAUUCGCAAUAUGGACAGUUUGAAGCUCCUAACGUAACCAAUGUUGUUAUCUUAUUUUUCAAAUCUAUUUUACGGAAAAACUGCGAUAUAUUAUUGUUUUAAAAUUCAAUUCUCUCAAUAUUUAUUAUCAAAACGUUCGAGGUAUUCGGACGAAGACGAAUUAUAUUUACAAUAAUGUGCUGCAAUCCAAGUACCAUUUUAUAGCAUUUACAGAAACUUGGCUGAACUCAAACAUAAAAGAUAGUGAAUUUAUUGAUAAUAGGUACAUUGUGCACCGCCGCGAUCGUUCAAGCGUUAACAACCCAAAAAAGAAUGGAGGCGGAGUCCUUCUGGCCCUGGAUCGUAGCAUUCCGUCAACUCGUGUCGAAACUUGGGAGAGCGAUUGCGAGGAUCUAUGGGUUAUUGUUGACCUAAUUUUUACAAACUCUGUUAGAAAAGUCGCAAUUUGUGUUGUGUACCUACCUCCGCCAAUACAUUUAGCAACUCUCAAUAAGUUUAUUCAUAAUGUAAACAAUGUUAUGGCUGCUUUUGAUAAUGUUUUAAUUAUAGGCGAUUUUAAUUUAAGCUUUAUUAAAUGGUCAUCUAACACCGAAUAUUCUUACACUAUACCAAGCAAUUAUAACAACUCUUUAGGAUAUCCAUUUAUUGAUUUCAUGUCGUUGAAUAAUCUGUAUCAGUUUAAUAAUGUAAUGAAUGUAAAUAGUAAAACAUUAGACUUAGUCCUCAGCAACCUACCAAAUAUAGUAGUAGAAGAAUCAACUGACCCCCUUUGCAAUGUUGAUAUUCAUCACCCUUGUAUAAAUGUGUGCAUAAAUUUAUUGAAAUUAAAUCAAUCCCUAAAUCAUAGAAGCAAUAAUUUAAACUACUUCAAAGCCGAUUACACAAAUAUUAAGGCCGAUUUGAAACUUGUAGACUGGAUUGCAGCAUUUUCUGCUUGUAAUGACGUCGAUGCAAUUGUAUCAGUGUUUUACCAAUAUAUUAAUGACAUUAUAAAUAAAUAUGUACCGAAACACAAAAAUAAUAAACAAAAGUAUCCACCCUGGUUUAGUUACGCACUAAUUAAACGACUUUCUGAGAAAGAUAAACUAAUGAAACAA